AUGCGAAGAUAUGACCUCAAGCUUAAUCCAGCAAAAUGUGCAUUCGGAGUUCCAUUUGGAAAACUUCUGGGUUUUAUUGUCAGUAGAAGGGGAAUCGAAUUGGAUCCCUUUAAAAUAAAAUCCAUUCGAGAUAUUCCAUCCCCAAAAAAUAAAACCGAAGUUAUGAGUCUAUCUGGGAGGUUGAACUACAUCAGCAGGUUUAUUGCUCAACUCACAACCACAUGUGAGCCCAUUUUCAAACUUUUGAAGAAGGAUGCUGCUGUCAAGUGGACAGAAGAUUGUCAACGAGCUUUUGAAAAAAUCAAGGAGUAUUUGUCCAACCCUCCUGUACUCGCGAAAUGGCAAAUUUUGCUCACUGAAUUUGACAUUAUAUAUGUCACUCGCACUGCAAUGAAAGCCCAAGCUUUGGCAGACCACUUGGCAGAGAACCCAGUCGAUGGGGAUUAUGAACCAUUGAAUACAUAUUUUCCAGAUGAAGAGACUAACUCAAUUGAGGAAGUAGGUUCAAAUGGAAAUCAAGCUUGGCAAUUGUACUUUGAUGGAGCAACCAAUACUUAA
Messenger RNA from Solanum lycopersicum (tomato), 558 nucleotides. NCBI's taxonomy places the organism in Eukaryota, Viridiplantae, Streptophyta, Magnoliopsida, Solanales, Solanaceae. The record is from RefSeq and is a predicted model, not a curated record.